AUGAGGAAAAGGUGGAUUGAUAAUUGUGUUAUCUUGAGGGCACAAAAUAUUGAGAACCUGGCCUAUGCUCGGGGAAUCGGGGCCAUGAUGAAUACUGGGAUUUCUUUUCUUGAUCCCACUCUUGUUCUGGUCUCUUAUCCUACCCAGACUGUAGCUACUUUAUCUCCUCUGCUUGAGAAUCUCCCUGAGGGGGAUAAGAUAGAAAUGGCCUAUGAAGUUGCUUAUAGCAUGUUCAAAGUUGCUUCUAUUUUUUAUUCCAUCUCUACUGGACAUGAUGAUGUUCCUUCCCCAGAUAGUCCCUUGAAGGAGAGGGAUACUUGA
Messenger RNA from Vicia faba (fava bean), 321 nucleotides. The record is from the annotation of a GenBank genome assembly. Lineage: Eukaryota; Viridiplantae; Streptophyta; Magnoliopsida; Fabales; Fabaceae.